GUGGAUCAUGCGUCCUUCCAUUCCCUUUCAUCUUUAGACUAUCGACUCAACGAGGUCUCUGUAUAUCGAUACACAGGGUUUCGACAAGCUGGUCGUGGUGCUCUACCGAUAGCUGAUCGGCGGACCUACAGACGCACUGCACCACACUCUAGAAGUCUCCUAGCCCAACUGACACCACUUGAACCGGAGACGCGCCACUUUGAGACACAUCCACUAGAAUCUGGGUCUCGCACCGGGGAGCUCGAGUGUCACUCUCACCAACCCAAAUCCAGCUUGUCGCCUGUCCAUCUUUUGCCGAACACAGGCACUUCGACUUUACCAUCAUCCAACGGUGGAUAUCCGCAUCACACGACUAUACAUUCUAGCAGCACAUCAUGGGUAAAGCUCAAUCCAAGCUGACGUCGGAGGAGCUUUCAGAACUUCAGAAGAACACUUACUUUGACAAGAAGGAGCUGCAGCAAUGGUACAAAGGUUUCAUCAAGGACUGUCCAGGAGGUCAGCUCAACAAGGAGGAGUUCCAGAAGAUCUAUCGCCAAUUCUUCCCAUUCGGUGAUCCAUCUCAGUUCGCAGAUUACGUCUUCAACGUUUUCGAUGAGGACAAGUCCGGCACAAUCGAAUUCAAAGAGUUCAUUUGCGCUCUGUCCGUUACAUCCAGAGGCCGACUAGAUGAAAAACUGAAAUGGGCAUUCCAACUAUACGACAUCAAUAACGAUGGCGAGAUCACAUAUGAUGAGAUGUUGCAGAUUGUUAGAUCUAUAUACAAGAUGACCGGGCAAAUGGUCAGAUUGCCAGAGGAUGAAGACACGCCAGAAAAGCGUGUCGACAAGAUCUUCCGGACCAUGGAUUUGGACAAGAAUGCGAGGUUAUCAUAUGAAGAGUUUAAAGAGGGGUCGAAACAAGAUCCGACCAUUGUCCAGGCUCUCUCUCUGUAUGAUGGACUUGUGUAGAAUGUCAGAUGCGCUGUCCUGACUUGGGGAAUACAAAACAUAGACAGUAUGAGUGAAUCUGACCCAGUUAUCGGAUCUCGGAAUAGUGAGAUACAAGAAUACCUGUAUCAGUAGUAUCAAGGAAUGCUAUCGACCAUUUACCUUUCACAGCUGUAGAUGAUGUCGAUCUGACUCCCGUGGGCGUUGAGAUUCACAUAUCAUGUGGUCUAAUAGUACGGCAAGACCCCGUCGAAAUCCUGAUUCAAGAAAGCUGAGAAAUCCGAACAUGGCCU
Molecule: messenger RNA, 1219 nt
Organism: Kockovaella imperatae
Lineage: Eukaryota; Fungi; Basidiomycota; Tremellomycetes; Tremellales; Cuniculitremaceae
Exons: 10
Coding region: 375-947 (190 amino acids)
Cellular component (GO): cytosol; membrane; intracellular membrane-bounded organelle
Molecular function (GO): calcium ion binding
Source: RefSeq, a predicted model, not a curated record